Molecule: messenger RNA, 2121 nt
Organism: Amborella trichopoda
Lineage: Eukaryota; Viridiplantae; Streptophyta; Magnoliopsida; Amborellales; Amborellaceae
Product: protein ALTERED PHOSPHATE STARVATION RESPONSE 1
Source: RefSeq, a predicted model, not a curated record
ACCCCAAAAACCCACAACCCCACUUUCUCUCUCCUCUCCCUCCUCCUCUCUCUCUCCUCUCUCUUCCCCUGAGAAACAAGGCCCCCCACCCUCUCAUGGCUACAUUUUCAUGGAAUCGGAGUCAGCUCCGCCUCCUCCUCCUCCUCUCUCUUAUGGCUGGGAUUUCUUUAACCCAUUUGGGUCCAUAGAACACGAGCUCAGUAACACGAGGGUCCAUCGAAGAAGCUCAGAAGAUGACCUGAGGGUAGUCAGAGAAGAGGAAGGAAUACCCGAUUUAGAGGAAGAUUUGGGGGUAGUUGCCGAGCCGCCAGUUUUAGCAGUGGAAGAGGCGGUUCCAUCAGUUUUAGCGGUGAAAGAGGAGGAGGAGGAGGAGGAGGUGGUGGUGAAGGAGAAGGGAUUGACUGUUGUUGAAACGCCUGCAAGGGCUAGAGAGCUGGUCGAGAGUUUGAGAGAUGUUGGGGACCAUUUUAUGAGAGCUUAUGACUCUGGGAAGGAGGUUGGACGAAUGCUUGAGGCUACUAGUGUGCAGUACCAGUCUGGGUUGGAUGAAAUCAAGGAGAACUCAUCUAAAAUCGUCCAUGCCAUAGCAUGGCACCGGUCUUCUUCUUCGUCCCUAUCUUCACCAAACAAGAAUUACUUGGAGUCCAAUUUGAAAGAUGUGACAUGGGGGGAGACCAAAUCUGAUGAUAUUUUAUUCAUUGAUUGUGGAAUGAUAUCAGGUAGUCAUUCCAUGACUCUAGACCGAUUAUAUGCUUGGGAGAAGAAGCUAUACCAUGAAGUGAAGGCUGGAGAGCGUACAAGACGGACUUAUGAACAGAAAAUGUCACAACUGAGGAAUCAGGAAACCAAGGGAGUUGAACAACGUUCUCUGGACAAAACCAGAGCCAUCAUAAGGGAUCUGCACACUCGAAUUUGGGUCGCCAUUCGCUCAGCUGAUUCCAUAUCAAUAAGAAUCCAGAAACUAAGGGAUGAGGAGUUGCACCCCCAACUCACUGAGCUACUCCAUGGCCUUUUGAAGACAUGGAAGAUAAUGUGGGAGUCCCAUCAAACCCAAUAUCAGAUAAUCUCUGAAGUGCAGUCUUUCUCUGGCAAAUUCUGCACUGAUUUGCACCAUAAAGCAACCCUUCAGCUUGAGAUAGAGCUUCAAAACUGGCGCACCAGCUUCUUUGAAUGGGUUUCUGCACAAAAGGCUUAUGUCAAAGCUCUGCAUGGCUGGUUAUCCACAUUCAUAAUCUCAGACCUUAAGUACAACUCGAGGAGCAUGCCUGCAUUUGCUCCCCCAGCUUUGCUGGUUAUAUGUGGUGAUUGGCUACUAGCUCUUGAGAAACUCCAAGACAAGGAUGUGGGUUAUGCCAUGAAAAGCCUUGGAAGAGAGGUUAGAGCUUUGUGGGUGCAGCAAGGAGAAGAGAUUCAGCAAAAGAGGAAGGUCGAGAGCUUAGCGAAAGAGCUUGAUAGAAGGGUCCGGGCAUUGCAAAGAGUGGAAAACAGAAUACUGGAGUCAAAACUUUCAGAUUCGAAAACAGAAGGGGAUUUAAAACAUAGGGUUGAGUACCUAGCUGCGAGGAAGGAGCUGAUAGAGUUGUUUAGAAAGAGGUUGGAUAAUGAUAAAGUAAAACAUUUGGAAUUAGUCCAGGAGACUCAGAAGGCUACAGUAGAGAAAUUAAGGGUCGGUCUCAUGGAAGUAUUUGAGGUGAUGUCAGAGUUUGCAAGGUGUUCUUCAGGGGUUUAUGAGGAGGUUUUGGAGGAAGGGGAGAAGGCGAGGGUGGCGUUCGAUAGAUAUGAUAACCCUUCCAUUGAAGCAGGCCAAGUAAGUUCUUCGGAUGCAGGAUGAAUAGAAAGAUGGUUUGAAGGUUAAGAGGUUCAAGAUUGUUUCUCUAAGGGGGAGAUUGUACACUAGGUGGGAAGAAAGACCUGUGAUGUUGGAGCAAUUGGUGCAGGUGAGCUUGUCAUAAGGCUAUGAACAACGGAUGUUUUUUUUUUUUGCCUUUUUCCCCUUGUAUUAUGUAACAGCGCUGGUCUUUUUUUGGCUUUAUUUGCUUCCCCUGUACCCUAAGGGGUUUGUAAAAAGAAAAUUGCAGGUUGGUAGUUUCUGAUCAUUUCUUAUUUAAUGGUUUUUAUUUA